Physcomitrium patens is the source of this 1933-nucleotide messenger RNA. RefSeq names its product enhancer of polycomb-like protein 1. NCBI's taxonomy places the organism in Eukaryota, Viridiplantae, Streptophyta, Bryopsida, Funariales, Funariaceae. The record is from RefSeq and is a predicted model, not a curated record. Gene Ontology annotation, biological process: regulation of transcription by RNA polymerase II. Gene Ontology annotation, cellular component: NuA4 histone acetyltransferase complex.
GAGCGAGGGAGCGAGGGCUACUCUUGCUUGCAACUGAUUGAUUUGCAGGUGCAGGAGCAGCAGCAGGAGGGUCUGAGCAAGGAAGCAAGGUCCUGUUGAAUCCUGUGUAUUCUCCCGCAAUUCAACAAAACCCAACAAAACCCUCAAUUCAUUUGCCACCCUGAAUGCGCGUCGUCAUCGAUUUAGCUCGCGGAUUGAUUCCCGACAUGGUCUACACCCUUGUCGGGACGUCGAUUGUUGCUGGAAAGAUUUAGGGUUUGGGCCUUCGCAGGGCGUUGCUGUUGGGAUUAUAUAUAUAAAUAUAUAUAUUUUUGUGUGGGUAGGCGUGUCGUGGGGCGAUUCCAGUUCCUCCAUGCGUGUGGGAGCCACCGGUACGUCGCCAUGAGCCGAUUGUCCUUCAGACCUAGGCCGUUAGACAUCCACAAAAAGCUUCCGAUUGUGAAGUCUAUCAAGGACCUUGACUUCGAGGAUUCGAAUGUCGGUCGCGCUGCGCACUCUUCGAAUGAUGUCGAAUGCGAGAAUUUGGUCUCACAGGUGCUAACCCCUGCGAAGAAAGCUGGAACGGGGUCGGAGAUUCCAACACCCCAAUUCCUAGUUGUCGACAGCUAUGAGAAGGACUACACGCAGUCGUUUGUGCAGCCUCCCUCUUACAUACGGGGGCGACCAGCAAGGAAUGAAAACACGGAAUUCUGUGAAUAUGACCUGGAUAACGAUGACGAAAUCUGGCUUCUGCAGUUUAAUAACGAUCGUAAAAUUCUGCAACCAGAGAAGUUUGAGAUGAUGUUGUACAAGUUGGAAAUUAUGGAUCACAAGACAGCGGAAAGGCAAGGGUCGUUAGUACCAGUACUCGGUGCGCCCAUCCCAAUUGUUCUUACGAAGGAUGUUGCAAUUGAGGUGCUGAAACAAGUUAUUAACAGGCCUACUGUACUCGGAGCUGUGUAUGAUUACUGGAGGAUAAAGAGAGAGAAAUGGCAAAAGCCUAUCCUUCGUCGACUACAGCCACCUCCACCUGUAAAUGACACGAAUCCGUUCAACGUGUUCAGACCAAGGGAGAAAAUUCACCGUCCACACACUCGUCGCAUGCAAAGACGCGAGAAUGAUUUGCAAUCUUUUGAAAAGCUCCGUCAGGUUCGCCUCAACAUCGAAAGAUCACUGCUGCUUAUACGAGCUGUACAGCAGAGGGAGGAAAGGAAGCGGGAGAUUGUGGAGGUAGAAGCAAAUGCUCAAAGAUUGCAGUUAAGACUGAAAGCUGACCAGUUUGCACAACAUGACGCUUUACGAGCGGAAGACGAUGGUGGGGGAUUGCCCUCAAGCAAGUUUGGCCGGGCAGAGGAUGGGCAUCGAUUCAUGUCGAGAGGCGAUCAUGUGAAUGGGGUAAAAUUUGGCCGCUCGGUGUCGACCUUGGAACUGAAUUUGUCUCCUUAUGAUGGCGUCGCUGCAAAUGAACACCAGGAGAUUCGUAGGCCGAGAAGAAGGCCUAGAUUUCCUCCUCCUCGAUAUCAAAUGAAAGAGAAGAUGAAAAACUUGGACCCUAUGGAGCCAGCCUUUUUAUUCACAAAACCAUUAGAUUCAGGAAAACUAGCAGCCGCAGGUAUUGGUUUUAGAGAAAAUGACCCAAAGUUCUCAUCAUUUCGCUUGUCUGCUAGAAUCGGCCGUGGAGGUCGUAUUGUAUAUGAUCGGUGGAACCCGUUUAUUGGCUCCCCGUUCGAUAGCCAUAACCAUAGCCAUAGCCACAUCUCUUCAUUGUCGAUUGGAGCUCCUGUAAAUAGAUUCGGAGCCCGCCCGUUUAGGCGUGUUGCAGAUCCCCUUGCCCAUACGGAUACAAUCCCAUCUGCUGUGCAUUUUGGACCUGCACCUCCAAGUACUAGUGCUACACCCUUCUAAUUUUGAAGUAAGGGAAAUUGCUCACCAGAUCAUGCCUGGUCUCUUUUCA